Paecilomyces variotii is the source of this 720-nucleotide messenger RNA. RefSeq lists its product as hypothetical. The coding region runs from base 1 to 720 and encodes 239 amino acids. Lineage: Eukaryota; Fungi; Ascomycota; Eurotiomycetes; Eurotiales; Thermoascaceae. The transcript has 3 exons. The record is from RefSeq and is a predicted model, not a curated record.
AUGCCGAAAUACAUAAGGGCCGCAGUGGUUUAUUUUUAUGUGCGGGAAGUUACCAAACUAUUGAAAAACUGGGGGGCGAGCAAACUAGAAUUGACUCAGGCCAAGUGCCCUUAUUCCUCUGGGACAGCGCCUCAACUGGGGAAGGCAAAGGCAAUCAUUAUUUCCAGCUUGCGGUCCCACUUGGUAAAAAAGAAACCUCCGCCAUCCGAAGAGGUUCCGCAGACAGGGACAUCGUCACCGCCACACAAGGAUAGCGUCGACACGAGUGAUCGUCCUCCGGGUUUCAAGAAACAGCAGAAAGGAUUGCGGAAAGACGCUCAGACGACAAGAAACCCUGUCGUGAGGUCGGGACUUCUGAGUCUCUUCAGAGUGGCCUUCCAGUUGCUUAUUCGAGAGAUGUGCGCGAACGAGGCGCAGAACUAUUUCUUUGAGGUGAAUAUUGACCCUCCCCCUGAUAUGCAGUGGAGCGCUGUUCCUGGCAGGAUGAGCCAGCCAGCGUUCGAAGCCACCACACUUGCACUUGCACUGUAUUAUGGAGCGCGUCAGCAUGGUCCCGUUAGAAGCAACAUUGACAGCCUACUCCGUACACGUACACUGCAUACCCGAGGUAGAGAUCAGAAGAUCGAUCCGCCAACCCGUAGAGCCGGGAUCAUAUUAUGCAGUAACCGCUAUAGUUUGUACUCCAGUCACUUGUCAGUAGUGACGCGUGAGUAUCAAUAA